This is a messenger RNA of Aspergillus brunneoviolaceus CBS 621.78, 1311 nucleotides long. RefSeq names its product putative nucleotide-sugar transporter. The record is from RefSeq and is a predicted model, not a curated record. Bases 1 to 1311 code for a protein of 436 amino acids. NCBI's taxonomy places the organism in Eukaryota, Fungi, Ascomycota, Eurotiomycetes, Eurotiales, Aspergillaceae. The transcript is spliced from 4 exons. Gene Ontology annotation, biological process: pyrimidine nucleotide-sugar transmembrane transport. Gene Ontology annotation, cellular component: Golgi membrane; intracellular membrane-bounded organelle. Gene Ontology annotation, molecular function: pyrimidine nucleotide-sugar transmembrane transporter activity.
AUGGCGAGCAAAGCCACCGUCCCCUUCCUGGUCACGAUGAUGCUCGUGACUGGGGUUUGCAAUACAAUCCUCAACAAGUAUCAGGAUAUGCAAUGUGUUCGCAAUUGUGACUCUCCGGAUCCCAAGUAUCGUCACACCUUCGAGCAACCGGUGAUCCAGACCAUUCAAAUGUUCAUCGGCGAGAUGGGCAGCUGGCUUGUCGUGUUAUUUUCAUAUCUCUACCAGCGCUACAUCGCUCCUCGCUUGUCCAGCAACUCCUCCCCUCUGCUGGCGGGUGGCUAUCAUCCCGUCCACAAUGAUGAUGGGCUUGACGAAGAAGAGGAAGACUACACGAUUCGGGGCCCCGAAUAUCUUCGUGAUUCCACCAAGCCCAAUGAAUCACCUGAUGGGCGCAUUCGUCUCCAAGGAUGGAGGAUCUUCCUCCUUGCAGCACCGGCAUGCUGUGACAUUGCGGGUACUACUUUGAUGAACGUCGGGCUGCUGUUCGUCGCCGCUAGUAUUUACCAAAUGACCCGGGGAGCCCUCGUCCUCUUUGUUGGUCUCUUCAGUGUGAUAUUUCUCCACCGCAAACUUCACAUCUACCACUGGGCUGCACUGUUUGUGGUCGUUCUUGGCGUUGCGCUGGUUGGCCUUGCAGGCGCCCUGUUCAGCCAGGGCCAUGAAUCUGCCCCGGAGAAUGCAGCAGCGGCCGUCACACAUGCUCUCCGAGAAGUGCAGACCACUGCACGAACUCCAGAAGCCGUGCAAACACUGAUCGGUGUUCUUCUCAUUGCCGCAGCGCAGAUCUUCACCGCUUCGCAGUUCGUGCUCGAGGAAUGGAUCCUGGAACAUUACGCCAUGGAUCCUCUUCAGGUCGUUGGCUGGGAGGGUAUCUUCGGGUUCAGUGUGACUGUCAUCGGCUCGAUCAUCAUGUACCUGGCUGUCGGACGGACCGAGGCAGGUCGCUAUGGCUACUUUGACGCAAAGGAAGGCUGGCGUCAAAUUCUCCACAACCGGCCAAUCGCCAUCUCCAGCUUUCUGAUCAUGAUCAGCAUUGGCGGCUUCAAUUUCUUUGGGCUUUCUGUUACUCACACCGUUUCGGCUACAUCGCGUAGUACUAUCGACACGUGCCGCACCCUUUUCAUUUGGCUUGUCUCUCUAGCCCUGGGCUGGGAAACUUUCAAAUGGCUCCAAGUGGCCGGCUUUGCUCUGCUCGUCUACGGAACCUUCCUUUUCAACGAUAUUAUCCAGCCCCCACUCAAGGCUUGUCUUCCUCGUGAUCGCCGCGAAAGAGUUAUUCUUCUUCCCGAGGAGCCCAUCGAGCAUAUCUAG